This is a messenger RNA of Pocillopora damicornis (cauliflower coral), 3291 nucleotides long. RefSeq lists its product as uncharacterized. The record is from RefSeq and is a predicted model, not a curated record. Lineage: Eukaryota; Metazoa; Cnidaria; Anthozoa; Scleractinia; Pocilloporidae. Gene Ontology annotation, cellular component: plasma membrane. Gene Ontology annotation, molecular function: monoatomic cation channel activity.
CAGUAAAUACGAAAAUAUAAACAUUAAAAAUAUUAUUUUAUCUAUAACAACGUACGCAGAUGUAAUUUUUUUCCGCAUUUAGAUUGUCACGUUUCGAAACUCAGCCUGAAAUCUGUUUAAUUUGAAAUUUUUCGUCACGCUUUUAAAAACUAAACGUCAAAAUGAUUUGUUAUGAUCCCUUAGGAUGUGCUCUAAAAUUUCGUUUUCCAAGUUUUUAAAAAUUACAAGAGAACGUGAGAAUCCAAGUGCAAUCAAAAUCUGACUGAAAAGGAAAAAAAAACUUGAAACAACUUUAACUGAUCAAUAUAUUUAAACCAAUAAAGCAAAAUGUCCUAAAGAAAAAAUUCUCGAACGUAUAUUUUAAAGUAAUCAAAAAGCACAUAUUGCUAUUUAUUUUUCAGUAAUAGGCAGAUAAAUAUCCAGGUUCUUCGUUACCUGAAAAAAAAAGACGUCUUUAUAAAUCAUGAUCCAUUUGAUCACUUUAAAAGUCUAAAAAUAAUCAAUAAGGCAUCCACUUUCUAUGCCUUUACUUUCGCUGCUCUCAAUUCAAGCCGGAAGUUGCGGGAGCUCGAAUGCUUACGCAAAUCAACACAACAGAACAACUAAGACGUCCGGAACUCUUACGUUAGAACUGACCAAUAACCCCUGAAAUGCCAAGAUCACCGUCAAAUCCUACAGCGGUUUUGAAGGGGAAUCGGAUCACUAAUUUAUAUCAGUAAAAAGUAAAAAGUGCACACACAAAUCGAAGAAACCUCCCUGCUCUACGAAGAAUUAUGAAUCCCCGCAAUCAUUGUUACGACGUAACAAAAAAGUGGAAUGUGUUUACUUUUGAUAUUGUGGUGGGUUGUUGAACAGUCUAGUGAUCUGACAAGAUUGAUGAGUGAAACUGAAAUUUCAAAUCGCUGGAUAUGGUGUACACAUUAAAGUCAAACUAAAAAAGGGUACAUUAUCUUUUUUCCCGAAAUAAAGCUUCAUAGAAACUGAAAGAAAAAUUAUGUGACAAAACGCAUGAGGAUCGAGGCGGAUACAAGGUAAAUAAAAGGAUCGAGGCGGAUAUUAGGUAAAUAAAAUACGGCAGAUCAUUCUAUCGAUCGAAGUUAAAGAGUUGGAACGUUUUAGGCUCAGCAUUUUGCAAGGGAAAUCACUAAAUUAGCUGUGAUAAAUGAAUUUAUGGCUGCUGUAAACGCUCAGGUAAAAGGUACAAUUGAAACUUCAAAAGAUUUGGAAGCUGGGGAAAGCGAAGGAGAAAAUGAACUGAAGAGAGAAAAUGCUACACAGAGUGGCCUAAAUUUUUUGAAGAAAUACUUCAAGCUCGAAAGUUUUAAAAGGACUUUCAACCCAGUGAUUCAAAACAAUACUAUAACUCUCAGAAACGUUGUUGUCGCUGCUUCAACCUACGGUCUGGAAAGACUUUUGAACGCCGGAGUAUUCCACUGUCCUGACAAUGGCUAUCGACGGUAUGGAUUCGCGUUCCUAUUCGGCCCUGUUCUAAUCCUGUUCUGCAUAAACCUCUUGGUCAUCGGCGAGGUAUGGAAGCUGUCUUCCCGGAGGCACGUGAAACGCUACAGAAGACGUGGCGACUUUACCGCUGGGGUUUUACCAAGUAUCCUAAAAGCCUGUGUCGGACCGGCAGUGUGGUUGAUUGUCGCCUUUCUCGAAGAAGAUUAUUAUCUGUGUGCCACGAUUGGCCCCUCUCCACAGAAAGAGAUGAAGCAACACGAAAACGUCGUUUUGGACCGAAAGCAGAUGGUAGACGAGAGUAAGAGCCAAUCACAUUUAUGGGCAUGGGUCAUACUGAUCACGCUUGUUGCUAUCGGAACUGCAAUGAUAGUCUGGAAGUGUUGUUACCUUAAAGACAAUCUCCUCAUGGAAAAUCUCUAUUCGUAUGAAAGAAGAGAGGCCCUGAGCGCGCAGAUGACGUUUAAAAAACGUAUGAACGGGGAGAAGGCGUUUGAAGAACGGAUGGAAGGUCUUGGAAAAGACCCUGACCUCGACGAAGUUCCGAGAGUGACUAAACACGGUAAAAAAGAUCAUGAAAAAGUUACUCUUUAUAAAGAUGGAAUUCCAGAAAAUAUAGGAAAGAAAAAUGUGGAGGAAAUGUUUAAAGGUUACAAAGUUGGCGAAAGCAGCGAUAAAUGGCACUACAAAUUGCCUUACGAUGCCUUUAGGAAAAAGUACCCUCGUAUUUCCACAGGAUGUCCUCGCGAUCCUUGGGUAGCGGUACAGAAAAAUGUUCUCGACUCAAGAACCCAGAAGAAAAAAAAGAAGCAUUUCUCGACCGAUUCCGCAGAAAAUGAAGUCUAACAAGCUUCACAAAGAGGCGAUGUUCAGGCAGAGGAAAAGUAAAUAUCUUAACAGAUAGAUUAACCUAUUUUGUUUUACAUAUUUUAUCACUUUUACGCUGAAAAAUUUCAUAUUUUUCCGUCAGAGAAAACAAUACAAAAUUUCGACCCAAAGGUAAAAAAGAUCCACAUCAGUUAAAAUGUAAAUAGAAAAAUGGUCUCUCCCCCCAAAUAAUUUGCGGAACCUCUGGAAAUAUAGUCCAUAAUUUAUAACCGAAAAGUCUGCAUCUGAGCAGAAAAUAUUUCUUUGUUUCUUGAUGGAAAAGUUGAAAAAGAUAAAAAUGGUUUACUUGGCUAACAAGUUAAGAUAAAAAGAUGGUAGAAGCUAAUCGAUUAGGGACGCCAAGUUAUACCCGAUUUUAACUACCACAGAUGCAAUUUUUCGGUUGUGAGACUUCUACGUGCAAAUUUCGCUGUUAGUUAUUUCUUCAAUUUACCUCUCGUUGGGGCACAGUGUAACAUUUUAUGGCAUCGUUAUUAAGUUUUGCUACAAGUACAAAAAAAAAUCUCGUAUUUGAACUUAUGAAGACAGUCCCUUAGACUUAAAUUGAUUAGCGAGUAACGACAACGUAUUUCCAAUGAGUAUUGUAUUGAAUGAAGAUAACAUGCAUAUCUGUUAGUAUUUUUUUCCAGACUUUGUGCAAUUUUUAAGUUAUGCUUUAAUCUUCUACUUCAGUGAAAUUAUAAUUAUCACUAUGAUUAUAAUUAUGAUAUAAUUAUAAUUAUUAUAAUUAUCAUGAAACAUACCUGACAAAAAAUGCACAUUUGUCGUGACUCGUACAUAAUUGUAUCACAAGCGUCAUGGUGGAUUUUGUUUCUGUGUUGAAGUGUUUAGUUCCUCUGUACUCUAUUCUUUCUUUCACUCCAAAAAAUACCUUACUUAGAGCUAUCCCUGCGAUGAGUUCCUGUUUUCUUAGAGCUCUUAAUUCUUCUUAGUUUAACCCUUUAA